Molecule: messenger RNA, 855 nt
Organism: Parnassius mnemosyne (clouded apollo)
Lineage: Eukaryota; Metazoa; Arthropoda; Insecta; Lepidoptera; Papilionidae
Source: the annotation of a GenBank genome assembly
AUGUCUUUCCUUCAUAAUCAUUCUUGCGAGUGCGUUAAGUCAGAAUUGGAUUUGUUUGCACUACCGUCUACACAAACUAGCAUUGAAAAUGGAUUGUGGAUUCAUUAUAAACCAAUUUCAUCUCUUGGUGAUGAUGGACCUAUCGAGUUUCAAGUUCCUGGGACCGGCGAUGACUACAUAGAUUUGUCUCAUACAUUACUCCACAUAAAGGCAAAAGUAUUAAAUCAAGAUUCAACUAACUUGGUAUCUACUACAAUAGUAGCACCUGUAAAUAAUUGGCUGCAUUCACUUUUUAGUCAACUUGAUGUUUAUUUAAACCAAAAACUUGUAUCACCACCUAAUAAUACCUAUGCAUAUCGAGCAUACAUGGAAACCCUUUUAAACUAUGCCCCUGCUGCUAAACAAUCUCAUCUUACUUGUAGUCUUUGGUAUGAGGAUACAGCAGGAAAAAUGGAUUCUACAGAUGGUAAAAACAUAGGAUUUGUUAAAAGACAGGAAUUGAUUAGUGAAAGUAAGGAAAUAGAAAUGAUUGGUCAUCUUCACGGUGACAUUUUUAACCAAGAUAAAUUUUUAAUUAAUGGUGUUGAAAUGAGUGUUAAAUUGGUUCGAUCAAGAGAGAGUUUUAAUUUAAUUGUUGGAUCAAACGAUGUAAAGUUUAAAGUUUGUAUUACGGACGCAACUCUUAUUGUUCGACGAGCACGAAUUAAUCCAAGUGUAUUACUCGCACAUCAAAAAGUUUUAGCUUCUACCACUGCUAAAUAUCCUAUUACUCGAGCUGAAGUAAAAGUUUUAACAAUUCCUUCGGGUGUUCAAGGAAAAACUCUUGAUAAUAUAUUUUUAGGACAGGUACCGUAA